GGUAAAUAAGAAAAUUUUAAAAAGUGUUAAUAUACAUUAAAAACAGAAGUUAUUUCUAAUUUUUAUUAAUAGUGCUAGUUUAAACAGCAGUUUUUAUCAAUUAUGCAUAAUAAUGUUUUUCCUCUGUGUAUUUUUCAUACUAGUAAAUAUAACCUAUAUCAACUGUGAAAACAAGACAGAGAUUUUUGAUCCCUUGCGUCCCUUAGUCAAGUGUAACUUCCUGUCAUGGGAAUUUAUAGAAUGCCAAGAACCUAUAGACCACAAAGGUAAUAAAACUGCUAAAGAAGAUCUUGGAUAUGGAUGUGUAAAAUUUGGGGGAAUGCGCUACGAAGAUGUUGAAAGGACAAAAGUUUUAUGUACAGUUUUGCAUAAAAUAGAAUGCUUUGGAAAUAGAACAUUUUUCAGAGAAGGUGUUCCUUGUAUAAAAUAUUCGGACCAGUAUUUCACCACUACUUUAUUGUAUAGCAUUUUAUUAGGAUUCCUAGGUAUGGAUAGAUUCUGCUUAGGUCAAACUGGAACUGCCGUUGGCAAAUUAUUAACAUUAGGAGGAUUGGGAAUAUGGUGGAUUGUUGAUAUUGUUUUACUUGUCACUAACAAUUUAACUCCUGAAGAUGGAAGCAAUUGGAACCCGUAUGUUUAAAAUAUUUUUAUUUAUUUAAUAAAAUUCUUUUUAUCA
Anoplophora glabripennis (Asian longhorned beetle) is the source of this 676-nucleotide messenger RNA. It is a transcript of the gene amrt, whose product is annotated as TM2 domain-containing protein CG11103. The record is from RefSeq and is a predicted model, not a curated record. Bases 113 to 640 code for a protein of 175 amino acids. The transcript has a single exon. NCBI's taxonomy places the organism in Eukaryota, Metazoa, Arthropoda, Insecta, Coleoptera, Cerambycidae.